AUGGAGAAAGCGUUAGCAUUUGGCAACAGCAACGCAAUCGGUGACUUCGAAGGCUUGCCUCAUCAUCUAGGCUCGGGCAGCUUGCCUGCUCUGCAAAGAAAUGUGUUAAAGGCAGGUGGCUCGAGGCACAAAUCUAAGAGACCUUCAGAGCACGAGAUGGCGAGGCAUCAGAAGAAACUAGAUGAAUUACGUUCCAGCCUUGAAGCUGUUGCUGAAGCAGUGAUUCUGGGGAGCGAUUUUAGACAGGCUAUAACUUGCGUCAACAGGGAUGUUGUCGCCUUAUCAACCUACAAGCACUCCGAGCAAGCACGGCUCAGUGAUUUCAUAUUCAGAAGGAUAGACAUAGAAUUUAAAGAAGUGCAUCAAGAGAAACUUGUCGAAAGACUACAAGAACCAUUUAAUACAAGAUUUUUCAUUGAAGAAUACAACUCGUGGGAUGAGAAACUAAUACAUCUUCUGAAACUUUUCGUCUACUUGGACAGAGUUUACUUGUUUCAACACCCAAAGAAGAAAACCAUUCGUGAGCACGGCCUUCGACUUAUUACAGAACUUUUCCAUAAUGAUCAAGGUAUGAGGUUCCCUGUUAUAAGCCAGAUCGUAUCGAAGUUGCAUUUGAGAAUUAUAUACCCCAAGGCAGGCGAGGAGACGCCGACCUACGAAGAACUCGGCCAAUUUGUGGAAUUCCUUCAACAACUCCACUUUGAUAAACAGAAAUCUGCCCCUAUCGAUCUUCUUCAGCUGUUCGUCUCUAACUACAUGGCUUGCAGAGAGGACUGGUGGGAGGACUCUAAGACUUACGUUGCAGUGGUCUUUGAUAAUUUAAGGAACGAUAUAAGGUUUUUAAAGCUGCUUGAACGCAACGAUAUUGCCGCUUCUCUAGCAAGAAGAGUCUUGGACGGAAUAAUAAUACCAGAACUCUCCGAAGUUUUAGCUGCAUGCAUGCCAUAUCUUUUUGAAGCUAACAAAGCUGAAGAUAUUGGGAUUUUGACAAAGUUUCUUCAUGCGGAACAAGUUUCCCUGCUGGUGGAUUAUGUGAAACAGGUUCUUUACCAUUUUGGUAACUAUAUCUCAACCAAAACAAAGGAACUCUUGGAUGCUAGCUCGAAGCUGGGAACCAACCCUUUAACAGAAAUAGUGGCUGCGAGAGGCAGGUACAUGGGUCUUUGCCAAAACCUUCGCUACUAUCCAGCGGAUGAAUUUGAUUUUGAGGUCAGAACUGCGAUGUCUAACGUUCUAUCUCUUCCAAAGUAUCAGAGCUUUUGCGUACAGACUUUCUCCAAAUACUGUGAUGCUUUCUUCAAACUGAAGGAUUCUGAUUUCAAUUCUUUCCAUACCAAUUUACUGAUAUUUUUCAAGCUCGUGCAAAAUAAGAGCAGAUUUAUCAGCACUUACGAAAGGGAUCUCUCGAAGAGAUUACUCUUGGGUAAGUCGUUUAACUUUCCAUUAGAGUUUAAGACCGUGGACGCUCUACUCUCUGAGGUAGGUGAAAGUCUUGAUGGCUCCAACCUCAGAGCAAUGAUUGAUGACGUUAAGAAAUGUGACUUGAAUUUUAGGUCCACGGUCGAUGACAUCGAGUUCUUCCCUCUUGUUUUGAAGAAGUCUAAUUGGCCAGAAAUUCCCAAACCUGCGACUGAACUUAAGGUACCUCCUUAUCUUGAAAAAUUGUUGAGCAAUUUCACUGAUCAAUUUCGUGCCAGCACUUCUAAAGGCAAGUAUCAAAACCUUGAUUGGAGCAACUAUCUCUUGCAUCAAUUAACGCUUCUGGUAAGCUUUGAUAAAGGUUCCAAGGACGUACAAGUGAACCUUCUCCAAGCAAUUGUUAUCCUUGUAUUUUCCGAGCAUGAAAGCAUUUCUUUCGACGAGUUACAGGGUGAGUUGGGACUAGAGGAGAAACUUCUAAGGAGAGUCAUCGCAUCAUUGAGUUCCCAGAGAUACCCUCUUUUGCGGAAAGAGAAGGACGUCUAUCAGUUCAAUUACGCUUACUGGGACAAAUCUUCCAAGAUUCGCCCAGUAAUGGCAAGAGAGAAAGACAAUGUUGUCGAACAAGCUCUCAAGAAGGCAGAUCAACAGAACAGAGAUGAUGAAGUCAAGGCAGCAAUCGUUAGGAUUUUGAAAGGGAGUGGUACAAUGCUAUAUCCUGAGCUCAUGGGACAGGUUUUGAUGCAGUUGAAAGCACGUGGAGAUGUGCUGAUCACUGACAUCAAGAAGAAAGUGGAAGGAUUGAUUACAAAUGAGUACAUCAAACGUUCUGAAGACGGCCAAACGCUUAACUACAUUCCAUAG
Candidozyma haemuli is the source of this 2283-nucleotide messenger RNA. RefSeq names its product cullin (gene RTT101). Gene Ontology annotation, biological process: protein ubiquitination; SCF-dependent proteasomal ubiquitin-dependent protein catabolic process. The coding region runs from base 1 to 2283 and encodes 760 amino acids. The record is from RefSeq and is a predicted model, not a curated record. Gene Ontology annotation, molecular function: ubiquitin protein ligase binding. Lineage: Eukaryota; Fungi; Ascomycota; Pichiomycetes; Serinales; Metschnikowiaceae. Gene Ontology annotation, cellular component: SCF ubiquitin ligase complex. The transcript has a single exon.